AUGAUUUGUGGUGAUGGUGAUACUGGCCGUGGCGAUGCUGAUGUUGGUGGCGGAAGUGAUGAUGAUAAUGGUGAUGAUAAUGGUGAUGAUGAUAAUGGUGAUGAUAAUGGUGAUGAUGAUAAUGGUGGUGAUGAUAAUGGUGGUGAUGAUGAUGAUAAUGGUGGUGAUGAUGAUAAUGGUGGUGAUGAUGAUAAUGGUGGUGAUGAUAAUGGUGGUGAUGAUAAUGGUGGUGAUGAUAAUGGUGGUGAUGAUAAUGGUGAUGAUGAUAAUGCUGGUGAUGAUAAUGGUGAUGAUGAUAAUGGUGGUGAUGAUAAUGGUGAUGAUGAUAAUGGUGAUGAUGAUAAUGGUGGUGAUGAUAAUGGUGAUGAUGAUAAUGGUGGUGAUGAUAAUGGUGGUGAUGAUAAUGGUGAUGAUGAUAAUGGUGAUGAUAAUGGUGGUGAUGAUCAUGGUGGUGGUGAUUAUGGUGAUGAGAAUGGUGAUGAUGAUGGCGAUAAGCAUGUAGUGUUAAUUAUAUAUCCAUUUAUCUGAAUAAAUGAACUUUAUUAUUGGAGGAACAGACCAGGAACAGUUCUUUUCUCAUUUUUCUAGUGGGUUUCAACACCGCUGGAAAUUGAAGAUGGUCUAGUUGUCUUAAUAACAAUGCUAGCUCACAUAUCAUUUAUCAUCAACAUUGUGGCAGUAGUUUUUCAAAGUAUAACAGUUUCCACUGAAGCAAACAGAAUUGCAAUAUUCAAUCUUGCGGCACUACUCAUAGGGUCUCUGUGGUCAAUAACGACGGUGAUAUUUAUGACGCUGGGGACCUGGUGUUCACCCAACUGGGAGGAAUGGCGCGAGUUGAAUUCAAAGAUCAAACUACGAGAGUUGGUCUAUGUGGACCGCUACCUACGAGACGUUCUUUAA
Paramuricea clavata is the source of this 900-nucleotide messenger RNA. NCBI's taxonomy places the organism in Eukaryota, Metazoa, Cnidaria, Anthozoa, Malacalcyonacea, Plexauridae. The record is from the annotation of a GenBank genome assembly.